Molecule: messenger RNA, 1478 nt
Organism: Drosophila biarmipes
Lineage: Eukaryota; Metazoa; Arthropoda; Insecta; Diptera; Drosophilidae
Gene: Rpt3
Product: 26S proteasome regulatory subunit 6B
Exons: 3
Coding region: 127-1368 (413 amino acids)
Biological process (GO): proteasome-mediated ubiquitin-dependent protein catabolic process
Cellular component (GO): proteasome regulatory particle, base subcomplex
Molecular function (GO): proteasome-activating activity; ATP binding; ATP hydrolysis activity
Source: RefSeq, a predicted model, not a curated record
AAGCCACUAUCGAUAGCGGCCGGCCUGCCAGCGUUGCCACCCCGCCUGCUUGUUUUUGACGAGUCAUUUUAACGCAGGAAAAGCAAACGCGGACCAAAAAGCGAGAAUCACUGCUAGACGCAAGCAAUGCCGUACAACAUGGACGUUCUGAUGCCGGAGAAGGACGAGCUCUCCGACCUGAAGCCCAAGGAUGCACACAGUUCCCUGGACGAGCUGGACAUGGAGGAUCUGUACGUGCGCUACAAGAAAUUGCAAAAGACGCUGGAGUUUAUCGAGGUGCAGGAGGAGUACAUCAAGGAUGAGCAGCGCAACCUGAAGAAGGAGUACCUCCACGCCCAGGAGGAGGUGAAGCGCAUCCAGUCGGUGCCGCUGGUGAUCGGCCAGUUCCUGGAGGCCGUCGACCAGAACACGGGCAUCGUGGGCUCCACCACGGGCUCCAACUACUAUGUGCGCAUCCUGUCCACCAUCGACCGCGAGCUGCUCAAGCCCUCCGCCUCGGUGGCCCUGCACAAGCACAGCAACGCCCUGGUGGACGUGCUGCCGCCAGAGGCGGACAGCUCCAUUUCGAUGCUGCAGCCGGACGAGAAGCCCGACGUGAGCUACGCGGACAUCGGUGGCAUGGACAUGCAGAAGCAGGAGAUUCGCGAGGCCGUCGAGCUGCCGCUCACCCACUUCGAGCUGUACAAGCAGAUCGGCAUCGACCCGCCGCGCGGCGUCCUCAUGUACGGCCCGCCGGGAUGCGGCAAGACCAUGCUGGCCAAGGCGGUGGCCCACCACACGACGGCCUCGUUCAUCCGCGUGGUCGGCUCGGAGUUCGUGCAGAAGUACCUCGGCGAGGGGCCGCGCAUGGUGCGCGACGUCUUCCGCCUGGCCAAGGAAAACGCCCCGGCCAUCAUCUUCAUCGACGAGAUCGAUGCCAUUGCCACCAAGCGUUUCGAUGCCCAGACUGGCGCCGAUCGCGAGGUGCAGCGCAUCCUGCUGGAGCUGCUCAACCAGAUGGACGGCUUCGAUCAGACCACCAACGUCAAGGUGAUCAUGGCCACCAACAGGGCCGACACACUGGAUCCUGCCCUGCUGCGUCCCGGUCGGCUGGACCGAAAGAUCGAGUUCCCGCUGCCCGAUCGCCGGCAGAAGCGACUCGUCUUCUCCACCAUCACCUCGAAGAUGAACCUCAGCGAGGACGUGGACCUGGAGGAGUUCGUGGCGCGGCCGGACAAGAUCUCUGGCGCCGACAUCAACGCCAUUUGCCAGGAGGCGGGCAUGCACGCGGUGCGCGAGAACCGCUACAUCGUGCUGGCCAAGGACUUCGAGAAGGGCUACAAGAACAACAUCAAGAAGGACGAGCAGGAGCACGAGUUCUACAAAUAGACUAAGCAACACAUCUCUCCUUUUCCGCCCCUUGUCCCCCACUACACUACUCGCCUCCUUUGUACGCCUAACUCUAUAAUAUAAAUAAAAACAAAUUGUAUUCGAAACGA